AUGGGAAAAGGAGGAAGAACCGCCGAAGUCAAGAAGCUAUCCGAACAGGGAGUAUGGAAGUCUCCUUACGAUCCCACGGAUGCCAAGGCACCAACUCUUCCCACUAAGGGAGAAAUCAAAGCCUCCAUUCCCAAGCAUUGCUUCGAACGUUCCUACUUCUGGAGUAUGUAUUACCUUGUUAGAGACUUUGCCAUGGCUGCUGGCUUUGUCUACGUCACCUCCAAGGUCUUGUCUACCGACUUGCCCAACUUUGCCGACCCUGUCGCUGUCUUGACUUGGACUUUUGGCUGGGGUUUCUAUGCCUUUUGGAUGGGCACCAUCAUGACCGGUCCUUGGGUGGUUGGACACGAAUGCGGACACGGAGCCUUUUCUCCUUCGCAAACCUGGAACGACAUUGUGGGAUUCAUUGUCCACCAGGCUUUGCUAGUUCCAUACUUUGCCUGGCAAUACACUCACGCCAAACACCACCGUCGCACCAACCAUUUGACCGAUGGUGAAUCUCACGUUCCCACCACUGGUGAAGAAAAUGGAGUUGUGAACAACCAACGCGAAUCUUUCUACGCCGUGUGGCAUGAGGCCAUGGGAGAUGGUGUCUUUGCUGCCUUCCAAAUCUGGGCUCACUUGUGCGUUGGAUGGCCACUCUACCUCUUGGGAUUGGCUUCCACUGGAAAGCUUGACGUCAAGGGACAACCAUUGGAUGGACGCAUCAUGGAUCACUUCCGUCCUAGCUCCCCCAUGUUCCCUGAAAAGAUCAGUGCCAAGAUCACACUAUCCACCCUCACCACCUUGGCCUCUCUUGCUUACCUCCUUGGUGUUGCUCCCCAAGAGUACGGAUUCAUGCCCGUUCUUCUUUGGUUCUGGAACCCAUACUUUGUUGUCAAUGGAUGGUUGGUUCUUUACACCUGGUUGCAACACACUGACCCCUCCGUUCCCCAAUACGGUGAUGGUGAGUGGACCUGGGUCAAGGGUGCCUUGAGUACCAUUGAUCGUCCCUAUGGAAUCUUUGACUUUUUCCACCACGAGAUUGGUUCCACCCAUGUGGCCCACCACUUGUUCCACGAAAUGCCCCACUACAAUGCCCGAGAAGCCACUGCGGCUAUCAAGGCCUUUUUGGAACCCAAGGGAUUGUACAACUACGAUCCUGCUCCAUUCUACAAGGCCAUGUGGCGAGUUGCCAACACUUGCCACUACGUUGAUGACGUGACUGGUAUUCAAUACUACAAGUCCUUUAACGAUGUGCCCAAGCGCAAGGAUGCUGCCAAGAAGCAGGCAUAG
Messenger RNA from Cylindrotheca closterium, 1275 nucleotides. The record is from the annotation of a GenBank genome assembly. Lineage: Eukaryota; Bacillariophyta; Bacillariophyceae; Bacillariales; Bacillariaceae.